Messenger RNA from Sturnus vulgaris (Common starling), 1858 nucleotides. RefSeq names its product granulin precursor (gene GRN). NCBI's taxonomy places the organism in Eukaryota, Metazoa, Chordata, Aves, Passeriformes, Sturnidae. The record is from RefSeq and is a predicted model, not a curated record. Gene Ontology annotation, cellular component: extracellular region.
GGGUACUGGGAAGUACCGGGGGUCACGGGGUGACUCGGACGGACUGGGAGCACUGGGAGACACGGGCAUAGCUGGGAGGUGCGCCCAGAGCCAUGAAGACCCUCCUGCUGCUAUGGGCGGCCCUGGCUAGCGUGGGGGCCCAGCUGCCCUGUCCCCAUGGAGGACCCUGCCCCAUCACCCCGGCCGUGCCUGCCCACAGUGCAAUGGGAUGCCAGGACAGCUCAUCCUGCCCCACCAGCUGCCAGCUGCCAGAGAGUGUCCUCUGUGCCGGGGGCCACCACUGCUGUCCCCGAGGAUCCCACUGCAGCGCUGAUGGGGAGUCCUGUGUCACAGACCUGGCCCCCCGUGCUGUCCCCUGUCCUGAUGGCCAGUCCGAGUGUCCUGAUGAUGCCACGUGCUGUGUGACAAGCAGCGGCGCUUGGGGGUGCUGCCCCAUGCCCCAGGCCUCGUGCUGCGCUGACAAGGUGCACUGCUGUCCCCAUGCCACCAUCUGUGACCUGACCCACGGGCGCUGUGUGUCCCCCACUGGUGACACUGAUGUCCCCCUGAGCACAGCCUUCCCUGCCUGGAAGCGCCAGCCCCCCGCCCCAGUCACGCUGCACCAGGUGCUGUGUCCCGAUGGCCGCUCAGCAUGUCCUGAUGGGGCAACCUGCUGCCAGCUGUCCCCAACGCAGUACGGAUGCUGUCCCCUACAGAACGCUGUGUGCUGUAGUGAUGGGCAGCACUGCUGUCCCCAGGGCACCACCUGUGACCUGGUCCACUCCACCUGCACCUCUCUGGGGCGCUCUGCACCCCUGGCAGCACUGCCCAAAGCUCGUGAUGUCAAGUGUGACGAGCAGACGAGCUGUCCCGAUGGGAACACAUGCUGCCGGCUCAGCUCAGGGGCCUGGGGCUGCUGCCCCCUCGAGCAGGCCGUCUGCUGCCCCGACCACGUGCACUGCUGCCCCCAGGGCUACACCUGCGACCCCGAGGGGGGCAGCUGCCUGCAGGGGGGGGACAACCGCCGGCCCUGGGUGCGCAAGACCCCGGCACUGCCCCGGGGGGGACAGGUGACAUCGAGGAAUGUCAUUUGUGAUGAAGAGACGAGCUGUCCUGAUGGGAGCACGUGCUGUCGGCUGAGCCUGGGCACCUGGGGGUGCUGCCCCCUCGAGAAGGCCGUCUGCUGCCCCGACCACGUGCACUGCUGCCCCCAGGGCUACACCUGCGACCCCGAGGGGGGCAGCUGCCUGCAGGGGGGGGACAACCGCCGGCCCUGGGUGCGCAAGACCCCGGCACUGCCCCGGGGGGGACAGGUGACAUCGAGGAAUGUCAAAUGUGAUGAAGAGACGAGCUGUCCUGAUGGGAGCACGUGCUGUCAGCUGAGCCUGGGCACCUGGGGGUGCUGCCCCCUCGAGCAGGCCGUUUGCUGCAGGGACCACCAGCACUGCUGUCCCCGAGGCUACACCUGCAACGUGGCCACCGAGAGCUGUGAGAAGCUGCUGGCACCCACCCCGCUAGUGCCAACCCCCGCAGCCCCACGCCAGGCCCCCUCAGGCCCCCCCCGGGCAGCCCCUGUCCCACUGCGAGCCACUGGCACCCAUUCAGGUGGCCUCGUGCCCUGCGGUGCCACUGGCUCCUGCCACAGGGGCCAGCAGUGCUGUCAGGCCCGGGGAGGCUCCUGGGGGUGCUGCCCCUUCGCCCAGGGCUCCUGCUGCUCUGAUGGCCGCCACUGCUGCCCUGCGGGGUUCCGCUGCACCAGGGCGGGCUGGGGGUGCAGCCCCCAGCGCUGGGAUCUGUUUUGAUGUCACUGGGGACACCACCACCACCACCAUCCCCCGAGUGCCACCACCCCAAUAAACGGUUUCUAGGAGAAACUCCA